Molecule: messenger RNA, 2055 nt
Organism: Neurospora crassa OR74A
Lineage: Eukaryota; Fungi; Ascomycota; Sordariomycetes; Sordariales; Sordariaceae
Exons: 1
Coding region: 163-1329 (388 amino acids)
Biological process (GO): rRNA base methylation
Cellular component (GO): cytoplasm
Molecular function (GO): rRNA (uridine-N3-)-methyltransferase activity
Source: RefSeq, a predicted model, not a curated record
CGAACCCCCGGAACCCGCUUUUUUUCUUCUUCUUGCAACUGGGGUUACUCCAGAGUGCAGAGCAGAGACGGACUGGUCACCGCAUCCACGCACUUGGCAUACAUACCUAGUAUCUUAGAAGGGUACUGUAUAGAACAAGGCUGCUCUGCCCCAACAGACAACAUGGGAAAGAAGGGUGGUGGUCGUCUUCUUCAGGCCGCAAAGGCUGCGAAACAAGGUGGUGGUGGUGGUGGUGGUGGUGCCGGCGGUCCACCGACAAAGAAGCAGAAAAAGAGCCACGGCUCGUCCGCUCACGGCCACGGCCACGGCCCCGCGCAACACCAAAAACAGAAGCAACAAUCCACAAAGCCCUCCCGCUCCGCCUCCGCAUCCUCCGCAGCCCCGCCCCCGCUCCCCUCUUCUUCCUCCUCGACGUCCAGCUCCACGAACAAGAAGCAACACAAGCAAAAGCAGCAUUCCGAUCCAACAAUACCCUUCAGCCCCGACGAAAACAUCCUCCUCGUCGGCGAUGGCGACCUUAGCUUCGCCGCCUCCCUGGUCGAGCACCACCACUGCACCCACCUGACCGCCUCCGUCUACGAAAAGGACCUCGACGAGCUAUCCGCGAAAUACCCCCACGUGCGCGCCAACGUCGACAAGAUUCUCGCCGUGCCCGGCUGCAAGGUUCUCUACAACGUCGACGCCCGGCGCAUGGCGCCCUUCGCCCACAAGGCCAAGACCAAAGACAACAAGCAGGCGGGCCGGGUCGAGCAGGUCGGCACCAUGGACCGCAUCAUCUUCAACUUCCCGCACGUCGGCGGCAAGUCCACCGACGUCAACCGCCAGGUGCGCUACAACCAGGAGCUGCUGGUCGACUUCUUCAAGCGCUCCUUGCUCUCGCUGGCCCCUGGCGGUUCGGUGAUCGUCACCCUGUUCGAGGGCGAGCCCUACACGCUGUGGAACAUUAGGGAUCUGGCAAGGCACUCGGACCUGGCUGUCGAGAAGAGCUUCAAGUUCCAGGCGCGGGCGUAUCCGGGCUAUCACCAUGCUAGGACGCUCGGGGUCGUCAGGAACAAGAAGGGCGAGGCGGCCGAGGGUGCUUGGAAGGGCGAGGAGAGGCCGGCGAGGAGUUAUGUCUUUGUCAGGAAGGAUGAUGUGCCGAAGCCGCCCGCUCCGGGAAUGGGGAAGAAGAGGAAGGCGGAGGAGUCGGAUGAUGAUGAUGAUGAUGAUGAAGAAGAGGGGGGUGAUAAUGAUUGGGGCAGCGGAGAGGAUGAUUUUGAGGAAGAGUUGGAUGAUGACGCCGAAGGCGAGCAGGACGAUGCUGGAGAUGCUGUUGACGAUAAUGAGUGACCGGAUCACCAGUUCACCCGCGGAGUGAGGCGCGUGCACCGUACACAGCCCUGGAGUUUAUGACGGAAUGGAUGUGGUCGAAACCCAUACGCUGUUAUAACCAGGAAGGAUGUCGAGCCCCUGACCGGGAACGGGUCACGUUCAAGUUCAGACGUCAUCGGGAUAGUCGCUCUAUAGCGCAGCUCGGUACUACCGUCAUUCCAAGUAUAGGAUAUGGUUUACGAGCUCUGUGGUUCAGGGAGCGAUUUGGCAGGGGCCUUCAGACGCUUAUGAGAAACCGUCCUCCUGCCAGUCCGCGAGAUACUCCGCCUGCUCGACGUAGACUGGCGAUUAUCGAAUGAUACGCGGAAAGUAUAACGGUGGGUGAAGCAUGGUUUAGAUCAACCCUGCUCAGGCAAUUCUCCUGAAUACCAACUCGUCAACAGCUUUUUGUGAUACGGGACAAUAACUUUGUACCCAACGAUCACUCCUGGUGGGACUCUCUAAUAAACGUGGGCCUAUUUUAUCCUUGGAAGGAGUCAGGAUCGUGCUGCUUGACACACGUAGACAUCAACGGUUGCUGUUUUUGGCGGCAGUGUGAUGCCCGAUUGCUAAUCUACUGGUCCCGUCAUCUAUACUGUUGCCGAUUAUAAGGCAUCUGACUCACCCUGAGAUUGCUUCAUUGCCAUCCCUUGGAGGUAGUAAAAGGAAGUUGUUCACAAUGAGACCUGAUUGCUUCGUUCCAGA